CCGCAGUACGCGGAGGGGGGCAAUACUGAACGGUUCGAAAGGGAGCAGUGCUGCACAACUGGCAAGUUUGCGUGGGACCCAGGUAGGAGAUGGACUUCAUCUGUGGGCAACGGCGGACAGUCUAGAAACCGGUACGUUUUUGAGGCAACCUGUCGCGGUGACGGAUUCCGAGGAUGAGAGUUCGGCGCCGGAUGGUGCAGGAGCGCUGGGUGGCUCUGGUGCGCUAAAGUCGCCACCCGCGAAAAUCAAGGGUCAAUCACGGAGCAACCCCUUCCGGGUAAGGAAUAGUGUGUACCGACAGCAGCAGUUUUUGGGUGGGGCGAGUUUAGCGACAUGGCACCCCUACGACUUUGAUGUAGACUUGUGCAACCGGCAUCUUUUUGCCGUGCUGCGGCAGCUGCGAAAGGUCCGAAGGGCGCGCAUUCGCGCCGCGGUUGAACCAGCCUUGGUGGGCGGUGGUGCCCCAUCCUCGACGCCAGCAGCAACAGGAUUCUUGACAGGCGAAUGGCAAAUACUCGCUUCCGUCGGUGCAGCGGCCGGCGCGGAAACGAUCGAUGAUUCACGACUCGCGCUCAUGAGCUUCCGAACGGCAUCACGGCUCAUCGCGCGACUUUAUAGCCCACAAUACGAUCCGGUAAAGGACGCCGCUUCAUUCUUCUCUGAUUUUCGGACAACCUGGUGCGCAAGCUCCGGUUACCUUGUGAGCAAUCUUAGGCCUCGUGGCCGCCUGCAUGGAGGAACCGAAGAGAACGAUGUUGAAUUGGUGAAGCCAGCAGUCUCUAUGACUAAUGGAGAGUCCCACGUAAACAAGCACCAGGGCCAGCAAGCAGGGAACAAGACUCGGCAAAACCAAAGGGAGCUCGGCAAUGUGCUAAGUGCUUUGCAAUCGAUGGCGUGGAAAUCAAUUACUGGCAGCACCCCGGGUCGCGCUUUCAUCGGCGAUUCUAAGCACAUUGUGGCGCGGAACCUGCUUCCGCUGUGCAAAAGCCAGCCUCAUUUCCGACCAAUGAGAUCUCACUUUGGCCUCUUUGUGCCGGACGACAACGUAAACGCCGAGGACCGUCUAGGAGAUUCGGCAUCGUAUCAUUUCUUCGAUAUCGUAUGUUCUUUCGCAGACGUGAUGUCCCUGAAGACGCUCAUUAUGGCUAUGAUGCUGCGAAUCAACUACAACUCUUAGAAAGGCGGUGGGUGAACCAGGCAAAAUUCAUAGGUGGCAUGACCAUCUCCUUAAUAUUAUACGGGACUUCCAACUUGUUCAUUUGACUCCAUACAGAUGUGCAAACUACAUGGAGAGACAGGUCAUGCUCUGGUGCCGGAUCGACACUCUGAUCUAUCUUUUAUCUAUCUAUGUAGCUAAGUAAGACCUUUCUAACUUCGAGAAAAACCCGGAGGGUCUUUGUGGCGAAUGGGCGCCCUUGUCGAAGGGAAAGCACCACUUUACCUACAGCGGUACACACCCCUUCAAAAGAAAGGUGGAAAAAGCGAAGACAGGUAAGCUUUGUGAUGUUUUAGUUGGUGUUUGUUGGAUGGAUGGAUGUAUUGCUCUUACUCGUGGAUGUAGAAGGAAAUGGCAAUGCUUGAUGUGCUUCGAGAACUUGGUCCUACGUUUUGCGUGAAUGAUAAUCCUGGUUUACAUAAUUCACUUCUUGCAUGAGAUGCUUGAUAUGUGUAAUGUGACACCCUUGUGCCGAUAAAUCGAGUUGUAACUAAAUAAUAAAUGCUAAAGCUUUCUCCGAACUUCGAUUUUCAUUUUUAUUAGCAACGAACAACUCAGUACUCACAAUUACAAGAAAAGCAGGUCUUCACAAAACAGGGACUAGCACUCCUUCGCUCGCGCCGGAAAUGCUUCCUAUCCGGGAAAUUCGGCAGACAGCGCGGCGAAGAGGACUCCCCUUGAUUUAUAGGGUCGAUGGGGAUCUCGUUUCAGAAGAUUCUUCGUCUGAUUGUAGUACCUCGUCUGAAGGCUCCUCGUCUGAAGCGGAAGCGGAUGAGGUGAACGCGCUGCAAAAUGACUUGUGCACUCUGCUUGAGUCGACGGAGGAGACUGCUGCGAAAUCUUCUGACCCUAGCGCUGCACUAGAAGUAGACAGUCAAAAUGUUAGUAGCAUGAAGAACUCUUCAUCUUCUACGGCCACAACCGAUGAACAGCAAGUAGGACAACAAGUUGCGGCAGUGCUUAGUACGGAAAAUAGUAAUCAAAAACUUUCUAGUACAAUGGCGAAGGCAAAUAAAGAGGUGCAGGACCACUCUAGUGCCGAAGAAAGAAAGGGCUUCGGCAACCACAUGGAAGGGGCGCCGAAGACAGAAACGAAAGGGCAGAAGAUAUCCCGAGAUCCAGACGCGCCUGCUCAAAUAGCCUGUCCAACAACAGGAAAGAGUAAAGGGCGAGGAGCCAAAGUAGAUACAAAAACGGCGGAAAAUGGUCGAAAAAUGGAACCUGAAGUCGCGAAGGAAACAGGACAUGAAAAUGGGGGUGCCGGUGCGCAGAGUCGCAAUGCUGAAGGAUGUGCUGUGGUGACAGCGGAAGUAGAUACAAUGACCCUGCUGAAAGGUACGAUCCUUCCAGGAGCGACAGGAAGUCCUGACGUCUUACAAAAAGAUCAGAAACAAAAUCAACAACACCCACCGGAAUCGGAAGCACGGCCUGUAAUAUUCCCUCCACACAAGAAGUUAAAAGUACGACCGGUGUUUGAUACUCUGGAAACGUUUGGGUUGUUUGAGCCGGGAGCUAGAGGACCGGACGUCCGAGUGUUUUGGAGUGGGCACUUCCGUAUACGAGUAGUAUAUUUCUUUGGCUUUCGAGAAAUUGUGGAUUGGGUUUUUCUUUAUCGAAACUUCUGCGUGCUCGAGGAUGAGCAGAAGGAGGGUGAGGUUCUAGCAGAAGUGCGAAAUAAGUGAUAGGAUACCUACUAAAGGAGCGGAGGACCGCAUCGACCUAAUAGACGUGCGGGGGCAGCCAGAUGAAGGACGGCAGAGUUUCUUUUUAAGUUUGAAUUUUUUCGUACCUGAGGACAUUUGCAGGGCUUUUCCUGCAGGGGAAAUAGUGAGUACAGCUAACGACUUUUUUUUGACAUUCACUUUUCAAAUCAGAAAGCAAUUACAUUUGGAUCAGCAUUGGCAUAGCAAGAAAAAUUGACAAUCACAAUAUCCUCGAUACUCAAACUUUCACAGCUAAAGCCCUGGACUUUUGAUCUGCUAAGCAGGAGCAUCUAAAAGAGACAAUAUAUUUGUAAGCUGAG
Molecule: messenger RNA, 3239 nt
Organism: Amoebophrya sp. A25
Lineage: Eukaryota; Dinophyceae; Syndiniales; Amoebophryaceae
Source: the annotation of a GenBank genome assembly